Molecule: messenger RNA, 2061 nt
Organism: Coregonus clupeaformis (lake whitefish)
Lineage: Eukaryota; Metazoa; Chordata; Actinopteri; Salmoniformes; Salmonidae
Product: phosphatidylinositol 3,4,5-trisphosphate 3-phosphatase and dual-specificity protein phosphatase PTEN-like
Exons: 10
Coding region: 713-2059 (448 amino acids)
Biological process (GO): phosphatidylinositol 3-kinase/protein kinase B signal transduction; phosphatidylinositol dephosphorylation; negative regulation of cell population proliferation
Cellular component (GO): cytosol; plasma membrane; nucleus
Molecular function (GO): phosphatidylinositol-3,4-bisphosphate 3-phosphatase activity; phosphatidylinositol-3,4,5-trisphosphate 3-phosphatase activity; protein tyrosine phosphatase activity
Source: RefSeq, a predicted model, not a curated record
UUGGAAGCCAUGAUGGAAGCUUAAGAGAAACACGAAAAGAAGAUGAUUACCUGGACGUAUCUGUCAAACGAAUCUGUGCAGAUAUUUGGUCUUUGUAUAGCCAAUAUAAAUGCACGGUGGAGCCUGUCACUUUUUCGCGUGUAUUUUGGCAAUUAAUCGACGAAGAUGUUGAUUCGCUAGGAGUUUUUUUUUUUUUUUAAGUGGGUAGCUAUUGCUGCUAACUAGAUGGCUAGCUAAGUCUGAGUGGAUAUGGUAGCUAGCUACUGCUGGGCUUUCCGAGGGCUGGUCUUCAAAUUCGAGCGAGCGCCGGAGAGUUCUCUCACUGCGGCUUCGGUAGAUCAAGAGGUUCGGACCGUCUCUUAUACCUUAUGGUUAGGCGGGAGGAGAAUUGUAUGUAUUUUUCAGGGGGGAGUUGCAAGACAAAUUCCAGGAUUGGGAAAGUUGGGCCUGUGCGGAGGAGCAGAACAAGGCCAGUCUCUAUGAUCCAGAGAAGAAGCCAUUCUAGCUAGCUAACGCGUUAAUCCUACUCACGACAACGAGCACUGCUAGCUUUGAAGCCUGUCUCACUGCGAGGAAGGAGCUGCAAAAUCAAAAGGGCAAAGGGCGAUCGAGAGGCAAAGCCAUUGCAAGCCGAAGCAAAAGCAACGAUAACUAGCUAACUUUUCAUAAUUUGAAACCCACAGAGACUCCUGUCACUUGCUAGUUAGCUACAAUGGCUGCGAUAAUAAAAGAAAUGGUCAGCCGGAACAAAAGGAGAUACCAGGAGGAUGGGUUCGACUUGGACUUAACUUAUAUCUAUCCAAACAUCAUUGCUAUGGGCUUUCCUGCAGAGCGACUCGAAGGAGUGUACAGGAACAAUAUAGACGACGUUGUACGGUUUCUUGAUUCGAAACAUAAAAGCCAUUAUAAGAUUUACAAUCUUUGUGCAGAACGACACUACGAUGCUGCCAAAUUUAACUGCAGAGUUGCACAGUACCCCUUUGAAGACCACAAUCCGCCUCAGCUAGAGCUCAUCAAGCCGUUCUGUGAAGACCUGGACCAGUGGCUGAGCGAGGAUGACAAUCAUGUGGCGGCCAUCCACUGCAAGGCAGGGAAGGGCCGCACCGGGGUGAUGAUCUGCGCCUACCUCCUGCACCGCAGCAAGUUCCAAGAGGCCCAGGAGGCCCUCGACUUCUACGGGGAAGUGCGGACAAGGGACAAGAAGGGAGUGACAAUCCCGAGCCAACGGCGCUAUGUGUACUACUACAGCCACCUGCUGAAGAACAAGCUGGACUACAAGCCAGUGGCUCUGCUCUUCCACAAAAUGGUGUUUGAGACGCUACCAAUGUUCAGCGGAGGCACCUGCAGGGACAGUACCUUUAAAAACAGGAGCGAGCCGAUCCCUCAGGGCUUCAAGAAAGGGAAUUGGCAUUGGGAUCCUCAGUUUGUGGUGUAUCAACUUAAAGUCAAGAUCCACACGUCCAACCCGGCUCACACGCGGAGGGAAGAAAAGCACAUGCUAUUUGAGUUUCCCCAACCGCUGCCCGUGUGUGGAGACAUCAAAGUGGAGUUCUUUCACAAGCAAAACAAAAUGAUGAAGAAGGAUAAGAUGUUCCACUUCUGGGUUAACACCUUCUUCAUCCCCGGGCCAUCGGAGGAGAGCAUGGAGAAGGUGGAGAACGGGUCGGUGGUGGUGGUGGUGAACGACAUGGAAGGGGUCCAGUACCAGCCUCCGGGCGGCCCCCCUCCCCAGGCCCAGCCCCCCCAGAGCGCCGAGUGCAGGGACAGCGGCAAGGACAGUCACGGGGACUACCUCAUCCUUGCGCUCACCAAGAAUGACCUGGACAAGGCCAACAAAGACAAAGCUAACCGCUACUUCUCACCUAAUUUCAAGGUGAAGUUGUAUUUCACAAAAACCGUGGAAGAUUCUUCGAAUUCCGAGGCGAGCACUUCGACAUCCAUCACGCCGGACGUUAGCGACAAUGAGCCUGACCAUUAUCGAUAUUCCGACACCACUGACUCUGAUCCGGAAAACGAACCUUUUGACGAGGAGCAGCACACGCAGAUCACGAAAGUGUGAAC